Messenger RNA from Myxocyprinus asiaticus (Chinese sucker), 5862 nucleotides. RefSeq names its product xenotropic and polytropic retrovirus receptor 1 homolog. The transcript has 15 exons. Gene Ontology annotation, molecular function: inositol hexakisphosphate binding. The record is from RefSeq and is a predicted model, not a curated record. Gene Ontology annotation, cellular component: Golgi apparatus; cytoplasm; plasma membrane. Lineage: Eukaryota; Metazoa; Chordata; Actinopteri; Cypriniformes; Catostomidae. Gene Ontology annotation, biological process: cellular response to phosphate starvation; phosphate ion transport. Bases 443 to 2521 code for a protein of 692 amino acids.
UUUUACCAAAUGCAAACGGUGAUCGCAAACAGCUAUUUCUAUACGCGCCUCUCGGUGCGCUGUGACGCACAUAUACGUCUUUCACCGAGCGCGCGCUGAUGGCGGACAGCAGCAACUACUUUACAAGCGUUCGGAGAGUCGCGAGAGAGAAAGUCACUCACAGGCAGAGACGCCCGGUCCUGGGCUUUAGCGCUGUAUGUAAUUCAGUCACCUGUUUCGGACAGGAGAAGGUUACUUUUAGUCCCUUUUUGUUGCGCGUUUCACUUUCAACUGGCUAAUAUGUGGCAACGGGAAAUAGUGGACUGUAACAGACGGGACGGGAUUUAGGAAGAGCGGCUGCGUAACUUACUGACAGAAAUAACAUAAGCCCCCAAGAAGACGCUGCCCGACUUGGACCCGAGGAUAUUAUUAUAGACCGGCUGUGGAUAACUGCUCCGCCAGCAUGAAGUUUGCGGAGCACCUGUCUGCCCAUAUUACUCCAGAAUGGAGGAAACAAUAUAUUCAAUAUGAGGCUUUCAAGGAGAUGCUGUAUGCGGCUCAGGACCAGGCCCCAUCCAUAGAAGUCACGGAUGAAGACACUGUCAAACGGUACUAUGCCAAGUUUGAAGAGAAGUUCUUUCAGACCUGUGAAAAGGAACUCUCCAAAAUCAACACAUUCUAUUCAGAAAAACUUGCUGAGGCGCAGCGCCGAUUCGCAACUUUGCAGAAUGAGCUGCAGACGUCUCUGGAUGCCCAGCGAGAGAGCAACGCUCCGGGGUUGCGCAGUCAUCGCAAAACGGUGUUCUCUUUGUCCAACCAGGAGCGCAACAAACAUCGAAACAUCAAAGAUCUGCAGCUGGCCUUCAGCGAGUUCUACCUCAGUCUCAUCCUCCUGCAGAACUACCAGAAUCUGAACUUCACUGGAUUCCGGAAAAUCCUGAAGAAACAUGAUAAGAUUCUGGAAACACAACGUGGAGCAGAUUGGCGUGUGGCCCAUGUUGAGGUGGCUCCAUUCUACACCUGUAAGAAGAUCACACAGCUCAUCUCUGAGACUGAGGCCCUGGUGACCACAGAGCUGGAAGGAGGUGAUCGUCAGAAGGCUAUGAAGAGGCUGAGGGUUCCACCUCUUGGAGCUGCUCAGCCUGCACCUGCCUGGACCACUUUCCGUGUUGGACUGUAUUGUGGGGUCUUCAUCGUCCUGGCUGUAGCAUUCGUCCUUACUGGUGCUUUUUUCAUCCGUAAUCAGAACAUCUGGCCGCUGGUACGCAUCUACCGUGGCGGUUUCCUGCUGAUUCAAUUUCUCUUCCUGUUGGGGAUAAACACUUAUGGCUGGAGGCAGGCAGGGGUCAACCACGUGCUGAUCUUUGAGCUGAACCCUCGAAACAACCUCUCACAUCAACAUCUGUUUGAGAUUGCAGGAUUUUGGGGGGUUCUUUGGUGUCUCAGUAUCCUUUCCUGCCUGUUUGCGGACUACACUUUUCUCCCUAUGCAGGCGAACCCCCUUAUCCUCUACGGUUUUAUGUUGCUCUUCCUCAUUGUCCCUUUCAAAACUGCCUACUACAAAUCCCGUUUCUGGCUCAUCAAACUGCUGUUUCGUGUGUUCACCGCUCCGUUCCACCGAGUGGAAUUUGCCGACUUCUGGUUGGCUGACCAGCUCAACUCCCUGGUGAUCGUGCUCUCAGAUCUGGAGUAUCUGGUCUGUUACUACAGCAUGGAGCUGAAAUGGGGGGAACUUAGUGGCUUGCUGUCCAACACAUAUGGUGAUGAAAAGUGUAACAGCUACUCUUAUGGUGUCCGCGCGAUCAUUCACUGUCUGCCUGCAUGGCUGCGGUUCGUGCAGUGUCUACGACGUUAUCGUGACACCAAGAGAGCCUUCCCUCACCUGGUGAAUGCUGGAAAAUACUCCACCACCUUCUUUGUGGUCACGUUUGCAGCCCUCUACAGAACUCAUAAAGAUCAGAAACAUACUGAUGCUGAGGUGUUUUUCUAUAUGUUGAUCGUCUCAUCAGUCAUCAGUUCACUCUAUACACUGAUCUGGGAUCUGAAGAUGGACUGGGGUCUUUUCGACCGCAACGCUGGCGAGAAUACCUUUUUGAGAGAGGAGAUUGUUUACCCACAUAAAGCCUACUACUACUGUGCCAUAAUAGAAGAUGUAAUACUGCGCUUCGCCUGGACUCUGCAGAUUGCUCUGACUUCCAUGACUGCCAUUCCCUCCAUCGAGGACAUCGUGGUUACCAUUUUAGCUCCUCUGGAAGUGUUUAGACGUUUUGUUUGGAAUUUCUUCCGUCUUGAGAAUGAGCACCUGAAUAACUGUGGUGAGUUCAGAGCGGUGCGAGACAUCUCAGUGGCUCCUCUGAACGCUGAUGACCAGACACUUCUAGAGCAGAUGAUGGACCAGGAGGAUGGAGUGCGGAACAGACAAGGCAAAAAGAGCUGGAAGCGCAGCUACAGCCUGUCCUUACGACGGCCACUGCUGUCCUCUCAGUCUAAGAAGGACACUAAGGUACUGAUUGAGGAUACGGAUGACGAAGCCUUCAGCUGAAUCCAGAUCUCGCUGUCCCUCCAACUCUCAGCUUUUUAUCAGUUCCUCACAGAGCUGCCUCAGCACACCCGAUCCUAAACACACACACACACACACACACACACACACACACACACACACACACACACACGCACACACACACAUUUUCUCCCACACUCACAAACCCAUCCAAAGACAGGCACAAAAACAGCUGUGAGACAUAUCAGGACACAACAGUAAUAUCCUGCAAACACAGACACACACGGAAACACCGAUUUUCUUCAAGGUACUUUUUUAUUCGACUUUUUAAUUGUGUUUCUCUAUAUUGAUACGUUUUUGUACUUUUGUUUAGGUUUUUGAAGCUAUAUUACUGCAGACAACUGUUUACAAACUUACAAUAACUAGGAAUCUACAGGGAGGAGAGAAUUAUCAUUUAAAAAAAUAACAUAAAAAGUUAUAAUAAUAGUUAUAUAAUGCACAGACUCUGUCCACGCUCUAUAGCCGCAGCUCAUUUUGAAAUAGCAACAGCUCGUUAGCUGUUGUUUUUCAUAUUCUUUUAGUAGUUUUUUCUCUCAUUUUUUUUUUUUUCGUUGUCAUGACAUCAGAGUACGGCCCUGGUGGCACUUUUAGGAAAUGCUUGACAUUUCCAAACCAUUUAAAACCAUAAGCAUGUUUAGAGUUAUAUUAUAUUCAUAUAAGUUUCUUUAACAUGCAUUGCUUUGAUAUCAAAGCUGUCAUUUUUGCCAUGAAUGGUUUGUGUGUAAGAGAAUGGAGUGUAUGUGAUUUUUUUCCUUCGGAGAAGAAUAGCUGAUGUAAAACUAAAGGUUUACUUAGUUUAAACUCUGCUGUCCUCAAUGUAGAUUCUUUAUUUUCUGUCUUACUUUGACCAGUGCAACUACUGUACGCAAACUUGUCAGGUCGACGUUAAAAGUCAAGUUUGGGUAAAUGUUACCCACUGUAAAAGAUAACAUGAUACUUUGAACUGUAAUAGUUUGUAGUGAUGCACUUAACUUAAAAUAAAUAAAUAAAUAAAUAAAUCAUGAAUAAUUGCCACCCAUCUUACAUUUUUACAAAUACAACUGCUAACUAAAAGAAAGACAUUUUUAUGGAACUAAUGCAUUUCCUACAUGGCAUUUUGCGUCACUUGCCAUAACAAUUACAAGCCAAAGAGGAAAUGCAAACACUGCCAGUUAAUUAUUAUUCUUAUGGUUGUGAUAUCAUUAGAAUUUUGUAUUAUGUUGAACCAAAAGAGAUGCUUAAGACCGUUAUAUUUUGUGCAUCUAUUUGUAGUUCCUGUGUGGUGAGGAGGUAUCUUUUAUAAAAUCCCCUGACCAACAUCCUUAAUUAUGGUGGCAAUUUUUUAUUUUUGUUUUAUUGUUUUUUGCUUGCAUGACACUUUAGCGUGUUGACCUGUUUACAAUCAGUUUUACAUUUUGAUGUGAAAAUGUGUUUAGAUGGUUUAUAAAGUACAUUUUUGAGAGACAGGUAAAUUACUACAAUAUAUAAACUGUUCUCUUUGUGAAUUACAAACUGCACAUUUAGGAGAAGAGAGAUAAAACAUCAUUUAUUCAUUCAUGUCAAUACUUUGAUAGAUGAUGAAGGAUACUCUUACGAUACUCUUACGAUACUCUUACAUACUAUUAUGAUUCAUAUACAUUGUUGUCAUCAAAAAAGAAAACACCAGGGCUGUUUUUAGCUGAUAUGUACGUUUUGCUAACGUUUUUUUACAGUUUGGUUCAUGACUUUUUUCUGUAGCUUGCGUUGAUGGAUUUUUGCAAGCACAAUCUUUCAACUGUAAUCUCUCUCUCUCUCUCUCUCUCUCUCUCUCUCUGUCCUGAUUCUUUCUUUCUUUUCUUUCUGUUACUCUGUUUCUUAUUCUCAAUUGCUCUUUAAAAAGAAAGUGUUUGUUCAUGCUUCAUGAAAAAUGAUGUACAGAUAGCAUGUUUUGUGUUUGUGAGCAUCACAUUUUAGUUUAUUUAAAGUUUAUUGUUUUGCAUAAACAGACAUUGAAGGCUAAAUUUUAAUGUUCAGUUGUCUUGAAAGCAAACCCAACAAAAACCAUGAGAUUUGCACAGACAAAGAGGAAAAACAGUCUGUGCACUCUACUUGUGUUUUAUGAGAUUUGUGCUUGCAAAAAAAGAUAAAGUGCUAUCCUCAUUCUAAAAUGUGGUUACUGUGUUGUAUAGGUCAUUUUGUCUAUUAAUAUUACUGAAAUGUCAACCGUGCCAUUCUUAAAACGACAUAAAAGCUUUUGGCACACUGUGUCUUAAUUUGCUUUGUCUUCAGCUCUCAAAACUGGCAUUCAAGGGGCGCACACACAAAUUGAAUAAAUUAUACACUUUUAUCCAUAUAUCCAAUCCAAAAUCACCUUAAAUGGCACAAAUUUGCCCCAACCACUCCUUUUGUAAUGCAUUGCCAAUUGUCCUGCCUGCAUGCUACUUUUGUUUUGCACUGUAAAUAGAUUUAUUUUCAUUUUUUACAUGUGUAAAAGGAUGUUGGUUCAUUUAUUGUACAAAUUAUUUAUGUACAAGUUGGAGGUUUUGCUUAAAAUGAGCAGUAUUAUGUUAGAUGAAGGCCAUUUUGAUUAGUCACAAUCCCACACUGUCAUACAUAAGAAUUCUGUCAGAAUAGUGCAAUUUAAGAGGCUUUAGUGAAUAUGGAAUGUUAUCUGUUUAAUCUAAGUGAAUAUUUCUAUUCAUGACACUUCCAUCCCCAGGGUUUGUGCCCAUUUGACAGGACAUGUUGGGUGACAGUGGUUUUGGGUCAAUAUUGUGAACACUGAUAAGAAAUGACAGGUGAGAGGAGAGGAUUUGACAUGUUAAAUUAUCUUAAUCACCCUAACUAUGGGUUUUGUAAUGAGAGGAACCCUUAAAAUGAAGGGUUUUUAACUUGUACAUUAUUUGUUUUAUUUUUUAUUUUUUUUUAACUUUUCAAAUACAGCACUGAAUUACACAAGCCCAGACAUAAUUUCUUCAUGAGGGACAAAAGCUACAUGUUGAUUUUUGCUUGCUAAACCCAUGAUGUUAAAUGCUUGAUAUCUCUGCAUCUUUUAUAUCUCCUAUCUCGAUGUUGUAUCCUUUCUUAAACAAAUGACUGUGACAAUGUUUGUAGUUCAUAGAUGGUUGUACUUUUGAGCAAGUUAAGACUUAAAGAAAAAUAGAAAAAAUGUGUGGUUCUGUGAUUAAAUAAAGACGUAAAAAGAGAACAUUUCUCACAGUUCCCCCAUUUAACAGAGUAGUUUGUAAAUGUUGAAUGUAUUGCUAUGAUGGUUCCACCAAUGAUCUCAUUUGUGUUUAUGUAUACACUUUGGUGAUCCUGUCAUAUUUGGGUUUUAUAAACCACGCUUAUUUUCAAAACCUUCA